Molecule: messenger RNA, 2601 nt
Organism: Sardina pilchardus (European sardine)
Lineage: Eukaryota; Metazoa; Chordata; Actinopteri; Clupeiformes; Clupeidae
Gene: atad5b
Product: ATPase family AAA domain containing 5b
Exons: 13
Coding region: 1-2355 (784 amino acids)
Cellular component (GO): nucleus
Molecular function (GO): ATP binding; ATP hydrolysis activity; DNA clamp unloader activity
Source: RefSeq, a predicted model, not a curated record
AUGUCUAAUCCAGAAUGUCAACAGGAAGACGUCUUGUGGACUGAAAAAUACCAGCCUCAGCACUCCACUGAAGUGGUGGGAAAUUCUGCAGGAGUAAAGAAACUGCAUAACUGGUUAAAGAGAUGGAAGCUGAGAGCCGACAAGGAAGAGCGUGAGAGAAAGCAGGAGGAGAUGCGGAGGAAGAAGAGUAAAGGCGUGUGGGAUAACGGAGAUUUUGAGGGUGAAGUGGUUUUAACGGACUGCCAACUGGAGCUGUGCAGCGCGCUGAUCAUCUCUGGCCCACACGGCGUUGGCAAGACCGCAGCUGUUUAUGCCUGUGCCCAGGAGUUAGGUUUCAAGGUGUUUGAGGUGAACGCGUCAGCUCAGCGCAGUGGGCGCCUCCUCCUCGCCCAGCUGAAGGAGGCCACCCAGUCCCAUCAGGUGGGCACCCCGACAGCCUCCACCCUGAGGCCCACCUACUUCUCCUCCCACGGCGCAGCUGCCUGCUCCUCGAAACCCGCCACCUCCCCCCGGAAGACCAACUCAUCCAGGAAGGUCAUGACGUCAACUCGAAGACCUCCAUCAACUCUGCGGAAAAAUUCCCUCAGGAGAGGCCCCUCCACCUCUGUGAACCUGACCCAUUUCUUCCAGAAAAGGAAUAAGCCUGAGAACACAAUCAAUAGCAGUCCAAAACAUAUACAUCGUGGUGAUCACACUGUGGAGCCAAACAAUGAGAAGAAAGAAGAGGAAGGCCUUCCUACCAUCAUCAUAGAUCAAGAAGAUCAUCACUCCAUCACUAGAACUGGCAAAUCAACACUAAUGUCUCUCAUUUUGUUUGAGGAGGUUGACGUCAUCUUCAGUGAUGAUGCUGGGUUUCUCUCAGCAAUUAAGACUUUCAUGUCCACAACCAAAAGGCCUGUCGUCCUGACAACCACUGACCCUUUGUUUGGUGCAACAUUUGAUGGCCGCUUGGAAGAGCUACACUUUAGGAAGCCCCCAGUGAAGGUUCUCUGUAGCUACCUGCAGUUGGUGUGUUUGGCGGAGAACGUGAGGACGGAUCCUCAGGACGUAUCCUCUCUGUGGCCGGUACAGAGAGGGGACCUCAGGCAGUGUCUGCUCCAGGCGCAGUUUUGGGUGCGGAGCGGAGGGGGGCCUGCUGCGCCCCUGUUGCUGAACCAUCCUGUGGUCCCUCGGGGGCGUCCACAAGCUCAGGAGGAAACAAUCGAAGGGUCGAAGCAGCCGACUGAUCUGCCUGCAUGUGACACUGGCUGCUCGGGAACUCCUACAGUACACGAGCUAGCAAGGAUGUUCAAAGUUCAUACCUGGACUACAUCUGAGAUGGAGAGAUGUUCAGAGAUCCUGUUAGAGAGCCAGCAAACAGGAACAGAUCUACUUUACUUGAACAUGGAGGCACUCCUGCCUCUGCCAACCCCUGCCUCCCCUGACCCUGGAGAAUUCAUGGAGAAUGUUUCCAACUCUGACCGACAUGGACACAUUCAUUCCAAAACACUUCCAGAAGCUUCUGUAGCCGUAGAUAUACCCCCGGGAGGGAGGCUGUCCUCCAAGCCAAGGAAAAGGCGUUGUCUGUCUCUGAAAGGAAUGCAGAGGUCUAGACCUAACUCUCCAGAGAAGACUGUCUCCUCCUCACACCAGUCUACGAUGCCGAGUCGCCAUACAGAUCAAUCAGAGGGAAGGACUGAGGGUCACUCAGGGGAGAAGAAAGCCUCUUGUUUGGUGUCUGGCUGCUUGAACAGCCUCACAGAAUUCCUGGACAACUUGUCCUUCCUGGAUUGUUGCCUGCAGGAUCACAGGCAUGUGACAAGAACACACUAUUGUGCGCCAGGCCUGCCGUCUGCCCGAACUAGAGCAGAGUUGAGGGACGGCCUGCUGGACGAACUGCGGGAGGAGCAGGAGGUGGGGCAGAUGUGGCGACACAGGGCCUCUGAGAUGAGGGCUGCUGUGGAGGGCAUGAGCUUCAGGAGGUGCUGUCUGGAGAUGGAGCCAGCCAUGGCGAGGGCCCGGAGGCUAGGAGAGGAGGUGGGGGCAGACCAGUGCAGACAGAUGCUGGAGCAGCUCACCUUUCGCUCACCUCCCCACAGAGACGGCCUCUCCAGCCAGCCCAGUCACCGCGAAAAACUUGUUGUUGAAAGACGAGCUGAUCUUGUAAAGACGGUGCUCUCCAGCAAAACAGUCGGCCUGUUGGGAAGCAGCCCAGCCAUUCACACAGACUACAUGCCCUGUCUGCGCGCCAUCUGCAAGUCUGAGAGUCAAAAGGACAAGGACAAGACCAAACACAGAUUCCCACACUAUCUGAAGAGCACCAUCACUGGACUCCCUAUGGGUGCCUUACAGCAGCUCUCCACUGACUUCCCAUGAACCUGCUCAGGAAACAAUGCACUACCCAAAGGAAAUGAGAGGAUGUAUAUUAUGCACUCACUGUAUGUAAAGAAAAUAUAUAUUGUAUGAUGGAAAAUAUUUGAGUGUCCAUAUUUUUGUCCGUUCACAAUGUCAUUUUUCAAUCAAUUAAACUUUAGUUUUUUUAAUAUUGAGUUCCUAUGCCAAUCUCAUGAGCUCUUGCAGGGUUUGUGGUAAACAGUUACAGGAAUAGUUCGGAAUUUUGGA